CAAGACCCUUUUCUCCUCUUUCUAAAUAUGGUUAUAGUUAUUCCUACUCUCUCGUCUCUCUCUAGCUGAUAGAUUACUUCCAUGGAGGCAAACUGGUAAGGCAAUUGGCAGUUGGCAAUUUGGGUUUCUUUUAAUAAGCGAUUUUGAGCUUCAAUCUGAUCGUACCAAUGAUGGAUAUGCGGGAAAUCUGCUCUAGGGCAUGAGAAUACUCGAGGGGCUUUGUUUUGAGUUCUCUUCCGUCACGGCUCCGCCAUUGCUGAUCGGUGUCUGGAUUUUCUGAUAGAUGGUGAAUCAAAAUCAUGCAGGAGAGCUGAGUGAUGGACAGGAUGAGAUUAGAUUUAAGAUUUCAUCCCUCUGGAUCAACACAAUCAGAUGAAUCUGUUCUGGAUUUGGAUCGGAAUUACUGCGGUCAUCCUAAUUUGCCUUCCUCUAGUCCUUCUCCCCUCCAACCUUUUGCAUCAGGUGCUCAGCACUCUGAAAGCAAUGCUGCCUACUUCUCAUGGCCGACAUCAAGUAGAUUAAAUGAUGCUGCAGAAGACAGGGCAAAUUAUUUUGGUAACCUGCAGAAAGGUGUUCUGCCUGAGACUCUGGGGUGUUUGCCAACUGGCCAGCAAGCUACCACCUUGCUUGAAUUGAUGACCAUUAGAGCAUUCCACAGCAAGAUUUUGCGUCGGUUUAGUCUUGGCACAGCAAUUGGGUUUCGCAUCCGAAGGGGUGUGUUAACAAAUAUUCCAGCUAUUCUUGUCUUUGUUGCUCGUAAAGUUCACAGGCAGUGGCUCAACCAUGUACAAUGUCUACCUGCUGCCCUUGAGGGGCCAGGAGGUGUAUGGUGUGAUGUUGAUGUUGUGGAGUUUUCAUAUUAUGGUGCACCUGCUCCAACACCGAAAGAACAAUUAUAUACAGAGCUUGUGGAUGGCUUGAGGGGAAGUGAUCCAUGCAUCGGUUCUGGAUCCCAGGUUGCAAGCCAAGAGACUUAUGGAACCUUGGGUGCUAUUGUACGAAGCCGAACAGGCAACCGGCAGGUUGGUUUUCUUACUAAUCGGCAUGUGGCUGUUGAUUUAGACUAUCCAAACCAGAAAAUGUUUCAUCCUUUACCACCAAGCCUUGGACCUGGUGUAUAUUUGGGGGCCGUGGAAAGGGCAACUUCUUUUAUCACUGAUGAUCUUUGGUAUGGAAUCUUUGCUGGAACAAAUGCAGAAACUUUUGUACGAGCUGAUGGGGCUUUCAUUCCUUUUGCGGAAGAUUUCAAUAUGAAUAACGUGGAUGUGACUGUAAGAGGAGUAGGUCAGAUUGGUGAUGUCAACAUCAUCGAUUUGCAAUCUCCAAUUAACAGUCUUAUUGGGAGGCAAGUGGUAAAAGUUGGAAGAAGCUCAGGUUUAACCACUGGGACGAUAAUGGCGUAUGCCCUAGAGUACAACGAUGAGAAAGGGAUCUGUUUCUUUACUGAUUUUCUUGUUGUUGGUGAGAACCAGCAGACCUUCGAUCUUGAAGGUGACAGUGGAAGCCUCAUUCUCCUAACUAGUCCAGAUGGGGUGAGACCACGGCCGGUUGGCAUUAUAUGGGGAGGAACAGCAAACAGGGGUCGCUUGAAAUUGAAAGUUGGUCAACCCCCCGAGAAUUGGACUAGCGGAGUUGAUCUAGGACGCCUACUUGAUCUCUUGGAACUUGAUCUGAUUACAACCAAUGAAGGGCUUCAAGCCGCAUUGCAAGAGCAAAGAAAUGCUUCGGCAGCAGGGAUGGGUUCUACAGUUGGGGAGUCAUCCCCGACAGAUCGAGUGCCAUUUAAGGAAAAGCUCGAAGGGAACUCAGAGCCGUUUGGUUUGAACAUUCAACAAGCUCCAAUCGUGCGAGAAUCCUUUCAAGGGCCAGCUCCAACAAUAAGGCAAAGUGAGUUUCACAUUGAAAAUGGAAUUAAAACUGCUCCGAACUUUGAACACCAGUUCAUUCCAAGUUUUACUGGCGGGUCUACAGUGCACAAAAGUAGCUAUCAAGAGGAAAACCUUGAAUCCAAAAACCUCUCAGCAUUGAGGAAUGGCUCUGAUGAGGAGAUCUGCUUUUCGUUGCGGUUAGGUGAGCCUGAACCGAAGAGAAGAAAGAACAUGAACUAUUCAGUAGGCAAUGAAGGACCGGAUGCAAAGUAGGGCCAAGUAUAUCGAAUCGCUCUUUUCUUGGAGGAACUGUCUUAUUAAGAAAUGGCUGCUUCCUUCAACACCCUAGCUUCAGGACUAGGAAUUGAGAUUCUGAUUUGCAAUUUUCUCCAAAUGCCGGAUGCUACACCGAUCAAAAGCCGGUUUGUGCCUCCUGGACCAUCUACUGCCAUAUUUUUUUUUUCCCCUUUUGGAAGAAUGGUAUAAAAUUAUAGGUAUAUGUGGGUCAUACAAAUAUUUACAGAGAUUAUUAGGGGGUACCAUGCUUUUAAUUUUCUUCAUUCGUAUCCAUCCUUCUGCAAAAAGUCGUGUACCAUAAACACCCCCCUGAAUGGGAGCAUGGACAGUAAUGGAAGUUGAAAAGAAUGUAAAAAAUGAUAUUUACUUUUGGAAGCUAUUUAUUUAGCUUGCUCAGAAGCCAAUAGAAAAGUCAUAUUUAUUUUAGAGGACGGAAGGGAGAGCAAGCUGAAGAAAUAUCAUUUGCAUCUUCCAAUUUGUUUAAUGAAUUACCAUUGUAAUAUGUUUGUAUAUGUUCCAAUUCACAAUUUCCAGC
Molecule: messenger RNA, 2700 nt
Organism: Morus notabilis
Lineage: Eukaryota; Viridiplantae; Streptophyta; Magnoliopsida; Rosales; Moraceae
Exons: 6
Coding region: 318-2141 (607 amino acids)
Source: RefSeq, a predicted model, not a curated record